Messenger RNA from Durusdinium trenchii, 1379 nucleotides. NCBI's taxonomy places the organism in Eukaryota, Dinophyceae, Suessiales, Symbiodiniaceae. The record is from the annotation of a GenBank genome assembly.
GUCGAGGAUGCGGGGAGACCGGAGAGACCGUGGAGAGCCGAAGGUCUUGUUUGGGCGGUUGGUUUUGAAGAGCACCCAGUGGUGAUGAAGGUGCCAAGGGAGGGACAUGGUGUAUGGAAGAUAUAGACCUAUAAACCCAGUCCCUACCAGAAGCAGUGGUUGGAUGCCCAAUCCCAGCCACUUGCCACUUCUCUAAAGGAUCUCAAGCAAGCCAUGCUGGCGCCAUCGAUGGGUCAGAAACCCAUCCGUUUUCUGCUUGGGAACUGGGUCAACCCAGGGCUUGCGGCAAUUUGGUACGCUCCCGAGCUGAUUCUGCAUCUUCGGACGCCUUCGACCCGUCGGCCAUUCGGCCCUUCGGCCCUUCGGAACGGGUGGUGUGAGGUUCUUUCGACGUGUUCGAUGUCGCGGAAGCCUCCGUGGUCUCCGUGGUUUUUGGGUUCGAUGCCGGACGAUGCCUAUAGGUUAAGAAUGGUUAAGAGAUACAUGAUAGCACUGACUUGCCGGGCUCACUGACUUGCCGGGCUCAAGCACGCAGUGUAUCGGCUCACAACAGGCUCUUAGCAGCUUAGGCUCUUCAGAGAUGCUUUCGAUUGUAAGAUGGAUCUUGGAGAGCCAGGUGGUGGUGGUCAAGGAUCAUCGGGAUAUGCUUAAGAAGUGUGGCAAAGCAGGCAGUGUCACAGCACGCCUUGUGGCUGUGUGGGCACCUAUCAUGUGCUUUCCUCAGUGGGUGGGUGGCUUGCUCUUCGGCCUUCUUGGCUACAAAGCUGCCUGGGCAAUCUUCUCUGCGCGCAUGGGUGCAAUGUGCAUCGUUCGAAAGCUGGAUGAACAUAUCCCUUUUACGCGCGCCUUAGGCUUGUGCCACUUGCUCACUUUUGGACCCGUCUUGGCUUUCAUCAUGAACCGGGCUCCGGCUGUGCCUGUGUCAGACGCAACAAGUGUGGAUUCGUAUUUUUUGAACUUUCUGGCCUUUGAAAAGGGGGUCAUUGCCCUUUGCCUUUUCAUGGACGCUCGAGAUUUGAUCCUUCAUUGCCUUGGCUAUCCUUUUCCGUGCUACAUUCGUGAGGGGGUGCGGGCUGGCUUGAUCCCAAUUGCAGAUCCUCGAGCGAAGCACCCCGUGACCGUGUCGUCACGGCUCUUCGGACCAUAACUGAAUGCAACGUUUGAAUGAAGGAAUUGAGUCUUCAAACGUUUCACUGCUUGCCUUCUGAACAUGUGGGCAGAUUUGGAACAAGUACUGCUUGGAGCAUCAGAGCAGCAUGUGUUCUAAUUCUUGCAAUUCAUGUUGACCAUGCACUCUUUCAUUCAAUUUGUAACAUGAGAAGGGACUCAGGCGUUCUCAAUGAGUUUGGGUCAUGAAAUUCGGUGAGCCAUUGACCGAC